This is a messenger RNA of Carassius carassius (crucian carp), 2288 nucleotides long. RefSeq names its product autophagy-related protein 16-like. The record is from RefSeq and is a predicted model, not a curated record. Bases 195 to 2066 code for a protein of 623 amino acids. Gene Ontology annotation, cellular component: autophagosome membrane. Gene Ontology annotation, molecular function: protein binding. Lineage: Eukaryota; Metazoa; Chordata; Actinopteri; Cypriniformes; Cyprinidae. The transcript is spliced from 20 exons. Gene Ontology annotation, biological process: negative stranded viral RNA replication; autophagosome assembly.
GCGCAGCCGGAAACAGACGUCUGUUGAGCCAAAAUGGCGACUGUGGUCCUACUGUCUGGAGGAGUGGGUUAGCAUGAAACCUAUCCGAUUAAACCUAUUAUGACACGGCUCUUAUUAGUCAGAUUAAUCCUUUUUAUCAUUAAGAAGAGUCCGUCUAAACAAGCGGAGACGCGUUCAGAUGCUGAGGAGAGGAGAUGGCGGGCCGUAGAGUCGAGUGUUUGUGGAAACGUCACGUUAUGGAGAAGCUGAAGCAGAGAGACAGAGUUCAGUGUCAGGCCUUUGAGGAAAUCAUACACCAGUAUAACCGGUUGUUGGAGAAGUCUGAUCUUCAGGUUGUUUUUUCUGAACAUCUCCAUACCGAGAAAUAUGAGCAGCAGAACCGACAUGACCUCAGUCCGGUCCUCGGGGGCGGUCGCAGUGAUUCCCUGCAGCAGGAAAUGGCUCAGAUGAGAAUUAAACAUCAAGAGGAGCUGACGGAGCUGCACAAGAAACGAGGAGAGUUGGCCCAGAGCGUGAUUGAACUCAACAACCAGAUUCAGCAGAAAGACAAAGAGAUCCAGAGUAAUGAAGCCAAGAUGCAGGACUAUCAGCAGCAGAUCUCUCAUCUGGAAGGAGAAUGUCGCGAUCUGCGCAAUUCUCUGGCCGAUCUGGAACGAGCCAAUCAGACGCUGCGAGACGAGUACGAUGCCCUGCAGAUCACGUUCAGCGCCCUGGAGGAGAAACUACGGAAAACCACAGAGGACAAUCAGGAGCUGGUGACACGCUGGAUGUCCGAGAAAGCACAGGAAGCCAACAAACUCAACGCUGAGAACGAGAAGGACUCCAGGCGCAGACAGGCGAAGCUUCAGAAGGAGCUGGCAGACGCAGCGAAGGAACCUCUUCCCAUAGAGCCAGAUGAUGACAUUGAGGUUCUCUCAGAGGAUGCUGGGAAGGGAGCGGGUGGAGCAGGUGAAACGUCACCGAGCAGACAGAGGAGUCGCACACCCAGCAGACGAGUGUCUCAGCCUCCUGCUGCUGGACUCCUGGACUCCAUCUCUAAUAUCUUCAUCUUGUCUGAUUCUGUCCAACCUGGUUUCGUCCCAUCUGACUCCAGAAGACGUCGCUCUGUGAACUCGUUCGGCUCGUCUCCAGAAAGUGCAGAGGUGCCGUCGGCCUGCGCUGAUGUCAGAGUUCCCUCCACUGCGCUGCACGUCUUCGAUGCUCAUGAUGGAGAAGUGAACGCCGUGAGGUUCAGUCCCGGUUCCCGUCUGCUUGCCACGGGAGGAAUGGACCGCAGGGUGAAGCUCUGGGAGGUCGUUUCUGGGCGAUGUGAACCUAAAGGUGCGCUGACGGGCAGUAAUGCUGGAAUCACCAGCAUAGAGUUCGACAGUGCGGGCUCGUCUCUGUUGGCUGCGUCCAAUGAUUUUGCCAGCAGAAUCUGGACGGUUGAUGACUACAGACUGCGGCACACCCUCACAGGACACAGCGGGAAGGUUUUAUCCGCUCGGUUUCUCCUCGAUAACACUCGGAUUGUCUCUGGCAGCUACGAUCGAACGCUCAAGCUCUGGGAUUUACGCAGCAAAGUCUGCAUGAAGACUGUGUUCGCUGGCUCUAGCUGUAAUGACAUCGUCUGCACGGAGCAGUGUGUGAUGAGCGGACACUUUGAUAAGAAAGUUCGUUUCUGGGACAUCAGGUCAGAGAGUAUCGUUCAUGAGCUGGAGCUGCUGGGACGUGUCACGUCUCUGGACCUCAAUCACGACCGGACCGAGCUGCUGAGCUGCUCUCGUGACGAUCUGGUAAAGAUCAUCGACCUGCGCUGUAAUGCAGUGCGACAGACGUUUAAGGCUCAAGGUUUCAAGUGUGGUUCAGACUUCACCAGGGUCACGUUCAGUCCUGAUGGGAGUUACGUAGCGGCCGGUUCUGCAGACGGUGUUCUGUACAUCUGGAACGUUUUAACAGGGAAACUAGACAAAACCCUUGAUAAGGGUCACAGUUCUGCCAUAAAUUCGGUGUCCUGGUCUCCGUCGGGCACGUAUGUGGCCAGCGUUGAGAAAGGCAGCAAGGCCGUGCUUUGGUCUGACAUGUGACUCUGCAGCGACUGGAUGAAAUGGACUGUGAAGAUGGAAGGAAAGUCCCACUGGCCUCUUGAACUACCUUUCCCACAAUGCCAUCUGUUUGGCUAUCGGUGUACGUGUGCUGCCUGCCUGUAUGAUCGCACAGCACCGUACACGUACAUAUUUAUAUCAGCCUUCAUGUACUGUCUGUCUCUAACACACUCAAUGUGAGAUGGAAAUUACACGGGUGACUCU